Molecule: messenger RNA, 3003 nt
Organism: Polistes dominula (European paper wasp)
Lineage: Eukaryota; Metazoa; Arthropoda; Insecta; Hymenoptera; Vespidae
Gene: su(w[a])
Product: suppressor of white-apricot
Biological process (GO): RNA processing; mRNA 5'-splice site recognition
Molecular function (GO): RNA binding
Source: RefSeq, a predicted model, not a curated record
GAUAAUGUAUGUUAAUGGUCGAACGUAGUCGUCUACCUUCUUCUUGUAAUCCAUAUAUAGGAAAAGAAAAUGGCGUCGUCUAAGGGUCAGCGAUGGAUGGUAGAUUCAGGAAUUCUGCGUAAAAAAAAUGGUGAAGAGGAACCACAGGAGCUGUUGGUGUUCGGAUAUAGCUGCAAAUUAUUUCGAGACGAUGACAAGGCGAAAAUGAUUGAUCAGGGGAAGCAUUUGAUACCAUGGAUGGCCGAUAACACGUUGAAGAUAGACAGAUACGAUGGACGUGGAGCACUGGGGGAUUUAAGGAUUCAUGAGCCACCGGCAGGUGGUUUUGAUCAACGGACGAUACUCACAGAGGAUGAACUUAAAGUUGAACAGCUCUGUGAUGAAGAACGAUACCGAUCUCUAUAUAAUAACGAUGCAGAAGAUUCAAUGUAUCAUGAAGAAGAAAUGAAAAGAUUGCAUCAAGCAUUGGACUCUGAAAAUUCGUAUACUCAAGUAGCAUAUAAUUAUAAUGACGAUGAAAACAAUUCAAAGUUAGCAUGCGAAGACUCCUCUCAGAGUCCAAAACAAUCGGAAGGAUCUCAAGAAGAGGAUCAAGCUUUUGUACCACCGGCAGAUCUUGAAAUACCAGAAGGCAUGACAGUGCCUGAAACGCAAAAGUUAAAUGCGAUAAUUACUAAAACAGCACUAUUUAUUAGUCGUCAAGGGGGCCAAAUGGAGAUACUACUAAAGGCGAAACAAGCAAACAAUCCGCAAUUUUCGUUCUUAUCGAUAGGUGAACCGCUCCAUCCGUAUUACAAGUUUGUGCUGGAAGCGAUCAAGACUGGAAAAUAUAAUCCUGAAAAACAACCUGAAAAAGAAGAAUCUGAACCUGAGGAAGAAUCAGAUGAAGAUGAUCAACCAUACCUACACCCAAGCCUAGCGCCAUCCUUUGCCAAAGUAGAAGCGGCUCCUAGCAUACCAAGCAUACAGUACAAGCCCUCUGCGGACUGUGCUUAUUCAAUGCUUGUAAACAAAAUCACUGGGAAACCACCCCCACCUAAAAUACCACAGUUAUUAGAUGUUAACGUUCAACAAAUGCCGACUUCUGGAUAUUAUCAGCAGCCUACUAUUGUGCCACAGAGUUACACUCCGUACACAGCAACACCCUUGCAAUAUUCACACGGUCCAGUUAUAUAUGGACCAAAUGGUCAAAUUCAAUCUCCACCUCAGUUACCAGUACCAGCUGUACCUGUUAUCAUCUCCACCGAAGAAUCUACAACGCCACCACAAACAACAAAAGAAAUACCUUCUUUGGUACCCUAUGGACCAACUCCACCGAAAACAUUAAGCAGACCAUCGUUCAUCGUUCCACCAGCAGACGUUCAAAUAAUUAUUGACAAGAUGGCCAGUUAUGUGGCCAAAAAUGGAAGAGACUUUGAAGCUAUAGUGAAAAAUAAAGGUGAUCCAAGAUUUAAUUUUCUUGAAUUGUCGCAUCAGUAUCAUGGUUAUUACGCACAUAAAUUGACCAUGUACGAAGGGGCCAUUAAUCCUAAAGUGUUGACCGAAGAAGAAUUACUUCAGAAGCAGGAACCGCAAGAGGAGAAACAAAAAAAGUUGGAGGAAUUGCAAAAGAAACAGCAAAGAAUGGAAGAAGUACAAAAACGAGUGAAAAUGAUACAAGCUAAAAAAAAGAGUGAUACCAAAACAAAACAAAACAGUCCAGGAAGCAAACAGAUUACAACGGUAUCAUUUUCUAUAAAAAAACCAAAAGAAGGUGACAAUGUAAUCAUUGAAAAAAGAAAUGCAUUGCCGUUGGAAGAAAGCGAUGACGAUGAAAUAGAAGCUGAAAAGAAAGAAACUAAUUCGAAACCUAAUUCGCCACUAAAUAGCAAAGAACUAACUAAUGUAAUAACUAAUAUCGUCGAUAAAGAACUACCUAAGGUAGAAAUAAAGAAAUGUAUAAGCGAAGAAAAGGAAUUGGUUGAUUUAACUGAUGACAUUCUUGAAGAUUGUCAAUUAGAGAUAAAACACAAGCAAGUAGAAGAUAGGAUAAAGGACAAAUUAGUGGUAGCAGCUUGUGAUAAAUUAAUAGGUGUUACUUCGAGAGAAAAGCAAUUGCAACUGGAACGAAAGAAGAAAGCAGCUAUGUUUUUAAGUCAAAUUCAAACUUCUUCAUCGACUAGCUCGAAAAUUGGUGGUGGUGGUGGUGGUGGUAGUGGUGGUACCUCUUCUGUAACACCUAGUAUAAGAAAAGAUGAUUCCGAUGAGGUUUACUCGGUUCCAUCUCCGUCCUUGGAAGAGGAUAAAUCAGAAGAUGUGAAAAUUUGUGCUAACUCGUUGAUGGAUCGAUUAAAAAGUGCAGAUUUAAGCGGGAAAAGAUCUCGUCAACGAUCUAGAAGUCGCAGUGGAAGUCGUAACCGUCUUGAGAGACAUAAGAUUCACAAAAAACAUAAGAAAAAGAAAAGUUCUCACAGAAGCAGUUACGACAGUCCAAGUAGCUCUCGAAAUCAUAGAUCUAAAAAGAGCAGCAAAAAGUCAUCCUCGAGAAACAGAUCUCGAUCGCGAACUCCGUCGUCACACAGGCAUCAACAAAAUGUACGAAGAAAAGGAAGCAACUCGAGUUAUUCCGAUUCUAGUUCAUCUUGAGAUACUUAAUUACGUUGCUUUUCUUUUUAAGAAAUAACAAUUGAUAAUCGUGUAAAAACACUAUCUUUGUAAAUAUAUAUAUAUAUAUAUAUACAUACGAGUACAUAUGUGAAUUGCAUCACAGCGGUAAAUGAUGUUAUUGUCAUACUGUUUAUUUUCUAGUGGAGCAUGUACACACACACACACACACGAAGAAAUAUAAUUUACUUAUGAUAAAGUGAUUAGUCAUUACAGUGCAUAGGUCAAUACUUUAUACUCUAAUUUAUUUUUAUAUUUGGUUUUUAUGAACUCUCUUUCCAAAACAUUUCCAUUCCGUCAGAGGCUUCGUUCGUUAUAAUCACAUGUUUUUACAAUAAAAUAACAACAAGUAUUACGAUA